Messenger RNA from Anneissia japonica, 3975 nucleotides. Its product is annotated as ATP-dependent Clp protease ATP-binding subunit clpX-like, mitochondrial. Gene Ontology annotation, biological process: proteolysis; protein catabolic process. The transcript has 11 exons. Gene Ontology annotation, cellular component: mitochondrial matrix. Bases 362 to 2173 code for a protein of 603 amino acids. The record is from RefSeq and is a predicted model, not a curated record. Gene Ontology annotation, molecular function: zinc ion binding; ATP hydrolysis activity; protein dimerization activity. NCBI's taxonomy places the organism in Eukaryota, Metazoa, Echinodermata, Crinoidea, Comatulida, Comatulidae.
UACCCAUCAAAACACGAAGAUCGACGAGUCACAAGGGAACUUAUGUGUUGUAUGGAAAUGAAAACAAUAUCCUGAAAGAAACAGAAAGUGGUGACCUUGUACUUUAUAGAAUAGAGAUUAUUUAUUUAGUACAAUAUAUGCUGGGCACAUUAUUGCUAAAGCAUCAGGAGAGAAUCAUUACAUGUAAAUAGUGAAAACAAGGAAAUUUCUCCCUUAAUUUGGUAUACUACAUCUCAGAUUGUAAAAGGAACAACUUCCAUACCUAAAAAGAAACCAGUUUCUCUUUGCAUUUCAACAAUUUUAACUUUUACUUUGUGUCCAGCAGUAGUCAAUACAGUAGUAUACUGUACUGUAGCUCACAAUGUCCCACACAUAUAACAAAGUAAGACUGACCACUGCCAAGUCAAUUCUUAUGCGUGUACGACGCACAAAACCUAUUGGUUCAAACUGCAUUAUGUAUUCUUCAUGUAAUUUAUUACCAAUCAACUCUAAAGUUUUAACCACGAGUAGAUCCCUAGGAACAUCUGUACAGUACUUAUGUAGUAAAGACGGUGGAACAAAGGGGGAAAGUAGCGCAUCAGCUAGUGGUGGCAAGCGUGUCCGUGGUAGCAGCAGCAGCAGUGGCGAUGGAGGGAAGUCGGGACAACUUUGCUGUCCUAAGUGUGGAGAUCCCUGUACUCAUGUCGAAACUUUUGUUUCAUCAACACGGUUCGUUAAGUGUGAAAAAUGUCAUCAUUUUUUUGUGGUUCUGUCAGAGACAGACACAAAAAAGACAAUUAAAGAGAAUGCUGCACAGGUGAAAACGGAGAGAUCCCCACCACCCCCUCCAAAAAAAAUAUACUCCUUUCUUGAUAAACACGUCAUUGGACAAGAACAUGCCAAAAAAGUACUGUCUGUGGCUGUGUACAACCAUUACAAGAGGAUUCACAAUAAUAUCCCUGUAGCGCCCUCACGGCCAGCAUCAGAGCAGGCUGAGAACAAGGCACAAUCUACUGCAUAUUCACCUAGAGAACUUCUUCAGAUAGCAGGUAUAACAAGCCAUGGCAACGCUCUUGGAGCAUCCUCGUCUGUAGGCCAACAAGCCAAUCAGACAGAAGAUGAUAAGAAAAGAGGAAGUACAGUAUUAGAUGUAAAAGAACAUGAAUUAAAACUGGAGAAGAGUAACAUACUGAUGCUGGGACCAACUGGUUGUGGUAAAACACUGUUGGCUCAAACUAUUGCACAGUGCCUGGAUGUACCCUUUGCUAUCUGUGAUUGCACAACCUUGACUCAGGCUGGAUAUGUGGGUGAAGAUAUUGAAUCUGUUAUUGGCAAACUCCUCAUAGAUGCCAACUACAAUGUAGAAAAAGCUCAACAAGGUAUUGUCUUCUUAGACGAAGUAGACAAAAUUGGCAGUGUGCCAGGCAUCCAUCAGUUGCGAGAUGUAGGAGGUGAGGGUGUCCAACAAGGGCUGCUGAAGAUGCUAGAAGGGACAAUUGUUAACGUACCCGAACGAAGCUCACGUAAACUACGGGGAGAGAGCGUACCGGUGGAUACAACUAACAUUCUGUUUGUUGCUUCUGGGGCCUUCAACGGUUUGGAUAGGCUAGUUAGUAGAAGAAAGAGUGAAAAGUACCUAGGAUUUGGAGCACCAGUCAGUGCCAGUCAAGGUCGAAGGGCAGCUACAAUUGCUGACCUCACUCACUUCGGAGAAGGUGAGAGCACCAAAGAGGAUGACGCAGAGAAAGACGCUAUAUUAAAGUUAGUGGAAGCACGGGACCUCAUUGAGUUUGGCAUGAUUCCUGAAUUUGUGGGACGGUUUCCAAUCAACGUUAGCUUAACAUCACUUAACGAGGAAAUGCUUGUACGGAUUUUGACAGAGCCAUGUAAUGCAAUUGUGCCUCAGUUUAAAUACCUUUUUGGAAUGGAUAAUAGUAAAUUAGAAAUUUUACCUGAGGCAUUGAAUGCUAUUGCUCAACAUGCACUCGAUCGCAAGACAGGAGCAAGGGGGCUUAGAUCAAUUAUUGAGAAAAUUUUACUGAAUGCUAUGUAUGAAGUGCCUGGUUCUAACAUCACUAAAGUCACUGUAGACGCUGAUGUAGUUGAGGGACGCAAAGAGCCUGUAUACACACGAGAAGAAAAUAUUGUUGAAGAUGACAACCAUAGUCUAAAAGAAGAGGCUCAGAUUAACUAGUUGUUUUUUUCAUGAUAGACAAUAUUAAACUUGUUUUUUUUUUUUAGUUGACUGUUAUAUGUACAAAGUAGUUUUUUGAGUUGGUAACUUUCAGAACCAUUGCAUAUUAGUGAUGGACAGAUGGACAAUGUUUCUUUUAAAAUAAACAUAACUUACCAAUACAAAUGUAAAAAUUGUCAACAAGAACAAUAAAUAUAUACAUAGUGACAAUUUGAAUAUCAAGUGAGUAAAAAAAGAUUCUUUUUUCCGCUUUCAUAAAGAUUUUUUUUUUCCAUAAAAAAAAAAUUUUUUAAUUCAGCUAUGGUUAUUUAUGAUCAGGAAAGAUAUGCGUCGUGAGAGAUGAUUAUCAUUAGCACAUGUAUCAUUGGAUUCUGAUGCAUUUUUGGAACAUAUAGAUGGUGGAAGAAAUAUAUUUCUUAGGAUCUAGUUCACUAUGGAAACAGAUGAAUGAUGUAUCUUGGAGUCAGAUGAAUACUGGGAUUUGUUGCAACAUUUUAGUAAGGCCUAAAAAAAUUGUUUGUUUUCCCUUAGCUGACGGAAAAAUAGGGGCAGCAUUUUUGGCAUUUAAAACAUUUUGUUCAAAUUUUAAAAGGUGAUCUUUAUUUUUCUCCAUUUUACACAUGAAAGUUUUGUGUCUGAUGUGAAGUAUCACCAUUUUAGGCCUAAAUUCAUUGCAAAAUAUUGAUUAUGGGUUAUUUUUAUUCAGUCUGAUGAAUACCCUUUCAAAAACAAACAGUGAGACAGGCUUAAUUGCAAGCAUUGGGAUUUAAUAUGUUUAUUGUUAAUUUUGGCAGUUUAACUGUUCCCUGAUUUUGGAGACAGGAGAAAAAAAAAAACAUUUUUGCGCCUUCUAUAAAACAAACAAUUUAUUGUUUUAGGCCUAAUGUACAAUUGGGGAUUUGGAUGAGAUACCAGAGUUUCAAUACUAAGAUCUUAAUUUCAACACAUUGCCAAAACGAUGUCUCUACCUAAAGAAACUCUACUCUAUAUAGUCUCAUGAAAAUGUUAUAGAGCAUAGAGGGUCACAAAUGAUGAGUGUUGCAGUGGAGAUCACACUUAUUAUAUGAUGGAAAACAAAUUUGUGAAUAUGCGUUAGUCCAGGCACACAAUGCAUUGACUCACAGCAUUCUGUGGUCAGUGCAAGCACUUGCUUCACGCAGUGAUGGCAGCCUGAUGCUGAAAAUGAUCCACUCCACAAUCAUUUCUCACAUCACAUGCUCAUGGAAAUGACUGUCAUCUCAGUGUGUUCCAGGAUUUAUAUGAACAUGGUGAUAUGUUACAGGCAUCAAAUGCACCUUACACUAUCUAAACCCCUGUCUAGACUAUAAGACAUGUGACAUGCCUAAAUAUGGUCAUGAUGUGAUCACAUCAUGACCAUAAUAGGCACAUCAUGACUGUAUAUGGGCAUACAACACUUUUUUGUUAAAGAAAAUUUGAUAAUUUCGACAGCUUUAUAUCAACUACAAAAGUUACAUAAUUUAUGCAUUUAAAAAACUGAAAAGUGGAAUGAUUUCGUAAUAAAUGAGAAAAUAUGUAUACUGUAUAUUGAAAUUGCUGUUUAUAAAAAAAAAGUGAUAAUGAAACAUUUGCUAAGAUCAGGUGAAGAUGAGGAAAGUAUUCACACUUGAAAUACUCAGAUGUAUUGCUUCAAAGACAAAGUAGACAUGUUUAAGUUAUUAAAUAGUGCAUUAAUUCUAUAUUUUAAGUAUAUAGUCUAGUAUUUCUGUAAUAAUAAUAAUAAUAAUUGAUUUUUAAUUUUUCUCUGGCAGAAUCAAGCCAAUUCCUAUGCAUUUUCAAGUGUU